AGCGAUUCCUACGAGCAAGUUUGUCAACAUUCAACAUCAAGUGCUGAAACGACAGAAAAUGAAAACCAUUGCAGCCAUUGUUUCUUUCGCCCUGAUUGUCGGGUGCAUGGCAGUCACUGAGGAACAGAAGGAAGCUGCCCGCCAGCUGGCCGGAAAAUGCAUGCAACAGACGGGCACCUCGGAGGAAUCUGUCCAACGUCUUCGCAAUGGCGAUACAUCCGGUGCCGAUGACAACACCAAGUGCUUCGUGCAGUGCUUCUUCCAGGGUGCUGGAGUCGUCGAUGGCGAAGGAAACAUGCAGGAGGCAUUUGUAACGGAAAAGCUGGCCAGCGAAUACGGUCAAGCCAAGGCCGAGGAAGUCGUUCAGAGAUGUAGAAACAACAGUGGUGCCAAUGCUUGCGAACGCUCGUUCUCGCUGUUGCAGUGUUACAUUGCCAACAGAGCCAGUUUAAUGUAAAGUGAUGACGAGUGAUUUUAAAGGAAUCUUGACCGUUUUUUUUGGAUGUUCAUCGAAUAAAGAAAUUGAGCAAAAAUUA
Molecule: messenger RNA, 536 nt
Organism: Aedes aegypti (yellow fever mosquito)
Lineage: Eukaryota; Metazoa; Arthropoda; Insecta; Diptera; Culicidae
Product: general odorant-binding protein 56a
Exons: 2
Coding region: 59-457 (132 amino acids)
Biological process (GO): sensory perception of smell
Molecular function (GO): odorant binding
Source: RefSeq, a predicted model, not a curated record